Molecule: messenger RNA, 3468 nt
Organism: Talpa occidentalis (Iberian mole)
Lineage: Eukaryota; Metazoa; Chordata; Mammalia; Eulipotyphla; Talpidae
Gene: LNPK
Product: lunapark, ER junction formation factor
Exons: 13
Coding region: 363-1655 (430 amino acids)
Biological process (GO): endoplasmic reticulum tubular network organization
Cellular component (GO): endoplasmic reticulum tubular network
Source: RefSeq, a predicted model, not a curated record
AAAAGCCUCAAGCCCUCUUGGGGUCUAGGCUGAAUUUUCUCCACGGGCUGGUGUGAGAACUGGGCUCCUCUAAACUAUGUAGUUCCAACUCGCUCUGCAGCCAGCUGGAUGACAGCGGAUCCCGGCCUCUCCCAGGCCGGCUCCUUCCGGACGCGCCCAUCUCCACGCUCGACCCCCCUCGUCUCUCCCCUUCUAGAACUACCCCGGGACCAACUUUGGGGUUUUCUUUCUCCAACCCUUCUCGGCAGGACGGGCUUUAAAGGAAAAGGCGGUAGCGGACGACUAGGAAGUACUGCAUGGCUGCGAAUCCCUUUGAACAAUUGAUGAUAUUUAUUACUGUGCCCAGUUUCUACAAAUAAAAGAUGGGUGGAUUAUUUUCUCGAUGGAGGACAAAACCUUCAACUGUAGAAGUUCUGGAAAAUAUAGAUAAGGAAAUUCAAGCAUUGGAAGAAUUUAGGGAAAAAAAUCAGAGACUACAAAAACUAUUGGUUGGAAGAUUAAUUCUCUACUCCUCAGUUCUCUAUCUGCUUACUUGUUUAAUUGUAUACUUGUGGUAUCUUCCUGAUGAAUUUACAGCAAGACUUACCAUGACACUCCCAUUUUUUGCUUUCCCAUUGAUCAUCUGGAGCAUAAGAACAGUGCUUAUUUUCUUCUUUUCCAAGAGAACAGAAAGAAAUAAUGAAGCCUUGGAUGAUUUAAAAUCCCAGAAGAAAAAAAUACUUGAAGAAGUCAUGGAAAAAGAAACUUAUAAGACAGCUAAAUUAAUACUGGAAAGGUUUGAUCCAGAUUCAAAGAAAGCAAAGGAGAUUGAGCCGCCAUCUGCUGGAGCAGCUGUAACUGCAAGACCUGGACAAGAGAUUCGUCAGCGAACUGCAGCUCAAAGAAACCUUUCUCCAACACCAGCAAGCCCUAGUCAGGGACCUCCUCCGCAAGGUCCAGUGUCUCCUGGAUCACCAAAGGACUCUUCAGCCCCUGGUGGACCCCCAGAAAGAACUGUUGCUCCAGCCUUAUCGUCAAAUGUGUUACCAAGACGUCUUGGAUCCCCUGCUACUUCAGUGCCUGGAAUGGGUCUUCAUCCUCCGGGUCCACCUUUGGCAAGACCCAUUCUUCCCCGAGAACGAGGUGCUCUGGAUAGAAUUGUUGAAUAUUUAGUUGGUGAUGGACCACAAAACAGGUAUGCCCUUAUAUGUCAGCAGUGUUUUUCUCAUAAUGGCAUGGCUUUGAAAGAAGAAUUUGAAUACAUUGCUUUUCGAUGUGCCUACUGUUUUUUCUUGAAUCCUGCAAGAAAAACCAGACCCCAGGCGCCAAGACUUCCAGAGUUUAGUUUUGAGAAGCGGCAGGCAAUGGAAGGCUCAACUUUAGUUGGUCCCUUGCCCUCAGGAAGUGUGAUUUCAUCAGAGAACCAAUUUAGUGAAGAAUCUUUAGAAGAACCAGAUGUUCUUGAUAACAGUGAAGAGCAGACAGAUGACAAAAUAUCAGAUACAGAGCAGAUGGACCAAGUGAUUGAAAAAGCAUCUGUCACAGAAGAAUCAGAGGAGAAACAAGAAGAGAACAAGAGUGAGGAAACUUCAGUGAAUGAAGACAAAUCAACAGUUUCCGUAGCUGAUUCUAGUCCUAACCCUGAACUAAGUGAAGAAUCUUUAAUGACAAUGUAGUAAAUGCUUCCACGUGCCUUCAACUGGAUAUUUGUAGUCUUGUUGAUGUCAGUUUGUUGCUUUUUAGGUGGUUCUUUCUAUAUUUUUCCCCCUCUAAGGAAAUGCUUGAAAUCAUUUGACUUCAGAUUUGCUACCUAUUUCAAUAUGUCAAAGUUAUAUAUCUACUGGGAGUUAAAAUUAAAAGCAAGUGAUGUCAGUAAAAUAAGAUCCUUUUGUACAAAGGAUGUACAAAGACCCAUACUGUUGAGAUAGCUUUUAGAUUUUUUUCAUUCUAAAAGUAAACAAACAUGAUAGCAUCCUUGUUUCCUAUGUGUGACCUGUAAAUAAUAUCCAUUUUAACAUAGGAAGAACUUUGGUUAAGUUCUAAUAGUGUUUGUUUUGAGGAAUGAAACACAACUGAGAUUUUUAAUGUCAACAUUAAAAAUGGAUAGGAUUUUAACUUUUUGGACAUUUUCUGGGGGGAUAUCUAUUUAAGCAUUUACAUUUAGUGGUGUAAAAGUUUUAACCGUAACUACAUAGUUGGUACGAAUUUUCAGUAAGAAUGCUAUUCAACAGUCAAGUGCAGUGUUUCUUUUUGAUGUCUAUUAUUUUGCAGCUGGGCCAAAGGCACAUGAUGUAUAUAAUUAGCUUAUGUUUACAUAUUUACAUACAGGAAACAUCUCUGCACUUGACUGUACUUGAAUUCUGAACAUUAUUUAUACUUGUAAAAUAAUGAUACAUAUGUGAAUUUUGUGCUCUUGUAUGUUUUUUUUGUUAAGGAAAAUACAGAUGAUCUGGCAGUUUAUUUCUGUUAACUAUCUAGACUUCUUCAAAACAGUAUUUUGGUGGAUGACUUGGCUACCUGAAAAAUCCAAGUAGGAAGAACUGACAAUACAGUAAAUAAAUCUAUAGAUUCGUGUGUUAUAAUGCUUUUAUUCAGACUUGUUGCUUUUCAAAUUCAGGGAUUGUGAGGACAAAUUUUGUGAAAAGAGGCAAUGAGUUACUUACUGGUUGUUUCUUGGAUUUAAUAUGUGUAUAAAGGAUUAACUGAGGAAAAAAAUUACCCGUAAUGGUAAUUAGACUUAAUUACAGUGUGGCUAUGUUUUCUAGCUUCCUUUGAUCACUCUACUCCUCUAUUAAAAAAUAAAUUAUGCCAAAGGGAGGAAUAUGUAAGAAUAGUGUAUGUGACAAAUACUUCUAAGUUGUACACAGUUUACUAAAAAAUUAAUAAAAUAUUUGUUAUCAUUUAAAAAGCCAUCUUUAUCAUUUAAUAUCUUAUAGUCUGAUAGAUAUUUUUAAGGAAUUCAAUCUGUUAAUAGUCUGAGGUGUCAUGAUAUGGGACCACAGUGUUCACGAUUUUGGAAUUGGGUUUAAGUUCAAGCACUGCUAUAUUGGCCAAGUCACCUGUCUCACCUGAGACUGUUUUUCUAUCCAUAAUGUGGGAAGAAUAUUUUCUGGGGCAUAUGGAGAUGAUCGAGAUUUUAUGUGAUGUGGAUAUUAAGUAAAUGAUAGCAUUUUAUAUAUCUGUAUAUAAUAUAGCCUUCUGAAGUAUGGAAGGGCCAUGAAUCUUUCCUUUUGCAAAUAAGGAAAUUUUAAAAAUAUAUAUGAACAUGUAUUCAGCUGCUCAGAAUCAAGUCAAAAGCUUUUUGUAUCCACUUUUCUCUAUCAUGUAUGUGUGUAUAAAUAUGUAGAUUAAAUCAUUUUGAGAUAAAGUAGGAAACUGAAACUAUGGAAUAUGUUUUAUUUUUGAUGAGUUCCACUAUGUUUUUUUGUGUUAUUGACCCAUUAACUUUCUAUUAAUACCUUGCAAAGUCUUCUCUAAAACUUUCACUUU